Messenger RNA from Lycium barbarum (goji berry), 1462 nucleotides. Its product is annotated as probable protein phosphatase 2C 10. Gene Ontology annotation, molecular function: protein serine/threonine phosphatase activity. Gene Ontology annotation, biological process: protein dephosphorylation. The record is from RefSeq and is a predicted model, not a curated record. NCBI's taxonomy places the organism in Eukaryota, Viridiplantae, Streptophyta, Magnoliopsida, Solanales, Solanaceae. Gene Ontology annotation, cellular component: nucleus; cytosol. The transcript is spliced from 6 exons. The coding region runs from base 318 to 1160 and encodes 280 amino acids.
AAAGACAAAGUCAAAUUUGGGAAAUCCAUACCCAAAACCAAAGCUUCUAUCUUGCCUUUUGCCUCCACAGAUAAUAAUCCAAAACCUUAUAAUCCCCUUAAAACUCUUAUAAUAUAUAGUAUUUUUUUUUUCUUCUCUGUUUAAUCAUACACAAAAGUAGGUCAACACAAAAGUCAACUGGUUGGCAUACCCAUAUUUAUUGUCAUAUUGAGCUCUAGGAUACUUGGUAAUACUGUUGUUAAUUUCAAGAAUUUGGGAUUAUCCAAAUAAUUGAUGUUAAUUACUAAGGGAAGCCUCUAAGGACAGACUUGCUUUUUAUGGAUAACUUAUGUUGCUUCAGUUCUGGCAACUCUCAGCUUGCAGGACGGUCAUCAGGUGGCAAAGGAAGAAGCCAACAAGGGCCUGCCAAGUAUGGGUUCUGCCUGGUUAAGGGGAAAGCAAGUCAUCCAAUGGAGGAUUAUCACGUUGCUAAAUUCAUGCAGUUACGCAAAGGGGAACUAGGACUUUUUGCUAUUUAUGAUGGGCAUUCGGGAGAUAAUGUGGCUGCCUAUUUACAGAAGCAUUUGUUCUCCAAUAUCUUAAAGGAGGAGGAUUUUUGGACCGACCCUCAUAGCUCAAUCUUACAAGCUUAUGAGAGAACAGAUCAGGCUAUUCUUUCACAUAAUCCUGAUCUUGGACAAGGAGGGUCAACUGCAGUGACUGCAAUACUUAUAAAUGGGCGAAAGCUAUGGGUAGCAAAUGUUGGAGAUUCCAGAGCAGUGCUUUCGAGGAGGGGGCAGGCGAUACAGAUGAGUAUUGAUCAUGAACCACAUACCGAGCGGGGAAGCAUUGAGAACAAAGGUGGCUUUGUCACAAAAAUGCCAGGAGAUUGUUCUAGAGUGAAUGGUCAACUGGCUGUAUCUCGUGCUUUCGGAGACAAGAACCUGAAAUCUCACCUGCGCUCUGAUCCUGAUGUAAGAGCCGUCGAUGUUGAUGGAGAUACAGAUCUUCUCAUCCUUGCAAGUGAUGGUCUAUGGAAGGUAAUGUCUAAUCAAGAGGCAGUUGACAUCGCAAAGAAGGUUAAGGACCCACAGAAAGCAGCCAAGCAAUUAGCCAUCGAAGCGUUAAACAGAGAAAGUAAAGAUGAUAUCUCAUGCAUCGUUGUCCGAUUUAAGGUGUAAGUCCAUGACAAGUAUAUCCCAGUGUGCAGAAGUGAAAACUCUAUAGUUAAUAGACGGAUAUUUGUAAGAUGAGAUGCAACUCCUAGAUUCAUAGUAUUUAUAAAUGCACCAUCCUCCUCCCCUUAUUUGUAAUUUUCAAGUUCUUCAUUCGGGUUGUGUGGUAAUUAUCUGUUGAUUUUUUCUACUCGUAGAUUCUGAGGGUUGAAUUUUCUGUGUAAUUUGCAUAAAUACUUGCUUUUGGUAGCAAAAUAUUUCUUGGUGUAAUCAUGAAAAUGGUCAAUGGCAAACCAUAUAUAUGCUGA